GGUGCCGCCGCCGCCGCCACUGACAUCUACGUCGACGUCGACGCAGGGGCCCACCACCGCAACGAGCGACACAGUCGGCGGCGCCGUCAGCCAAACGCCCCUCGCAGCACCCACCCUCUCCCAGCAGCAGCAGCAGCCUCCCGCUGGUCUGGCGGCGACCACGGCAGCAGCUCCGGCGGCCCCUAAGCCGUCCAUGCCUCCUCCCCUCACCCUUCCCUCCACCUCCACCCCCACCUCCACCACCCCAGCUGCUGCCUCCACGCACACCUCCCAAUCCGGUCUCCCUCCUCCCACCCCUCCCUCCACCACCUUCCACUCCCAGCCCCCCUCCCAAACCCCCCAGCCACCCCCCCUCCCACACCUCCCUGCGCUCCGCACCCUCUCCCUCUCCGCCGUCCAGCUCCUCCAAGUCCCCUCCUGGCUGCCCGCCGGCCUGCAAGUCCUGGACCUCAGUCGCAACAACCUACGCCGCCUGCCCUCCUGGCUGUGUCGCCGCCUGGCGCCCAGCCUGACCGUCCUCAAGCUGCACACCAACCGGCUGGAGGCGCUGCCCGGGGAGCUGCGGCUGCUGAGCCACCUGCAGCUGCUGUCGCUGGAGGAGAACCCCAUUGCCAGUCCGGAGCGCAUUGCCACGCCGCAGGGGGCGGGCUGGGCGGCGGAGUGGCUGUACCGCAAGAAGUACCGCAGCAGGCCGGAGAUCAUGGCCAGUCUGGGUCAGGAGCAGACCACCACCACCGCCACCGGGCUCACCGGGGGCCCUUCCGCCCUCAGCGCGGUCAGCGCGGAGAGCUCGGUGGCGCCCACCGCUAGCAGCAGCGCCGCCGCCAGGAUCGCAGCAGCGGGAGCGGGAGGAGGCGGAGGAGGAGGAGGCGGUUCGCAGCGGUCUACGAUGGUGGGCUCGAGUGGUUUCAACACGGCCAGGAGUGCGAAC
Astrephomene gubernaculifera is the source of this 931-nucleotide messenger RNA. The record is from the annotation of a GenBank genome assembly. NCBI's taxonomy places the organism in Eukaryota, Viridiplantae, Chlorophyta, Chlorophyceae, Chlamydomonadales, Astrephomenaceae.